CGCGAGCUGUGGAGAUAAUGUCACAGUCAAAUCUAAAAUCACCGACGCGGGACAAACUAACAAGGAAAUGCCACAGGACCUAAGGUCACAUGCUUCACCUGAGCGAGGGUCAACGGUCGAGGAGCCAUGGACGACGUGAUCACCCUCAGCUCCGACAGUGAUAAAGACGACUCCGAUGUGGAAAUCAUCGGCUCCUUCGGGGCCAUAGUGACCAAAGCCGAAGCGAGCCCACUGCCCCUCAGCGCGGUGCGGGUGUCCGUCAACGUCCCCAAGCUAUAUAUUGACCUCACAGAUGCAAGAUGGACUCUUCCAGAGCUGAAACACAAAAGACCAAAUCCCUCUGCCUUGACGGUGGAGGACUUGAAAGAGGCUGACGUAGCAAAUGGGACCAAAUGGGAAUCAAAGAAUUUGCCACCAGAUGACAUUCAAGUGAAAGAUGAACGUCCAACUAAAAAUCUCACUUCAAACCAACAAGAUUGUGACUUGAAAAGCUCAUCCAGAGACCUCACGGUCUUUGCAUUACAGAAGUACUGUGGCAAUUUAAAGCCGAAGAAGAGACCUUUGGAUUCUCCAACACAACACCAAAAGCAGCCAGAUAAAAAACAGCAUCGCACAGCAAUUGUAAAAUUAAGACGAUUGCCUUUCCAUAAAAUUCAAAUUGCAGAACUGCAGACAUCAAAGUUAUCCGUCUAUUUAAACACAACUCGUUCACAAAUGUCACUGCUGGUGCAGGCAGACAAUAACAGUGAUACACCAGAAUGCAUUAUUAAUUUGAGAAGAACUAGUGCAUCAAACGGUACACAUCUGGAUCCCUCACUGGCUGAAUCUCCUCCUAUGGUGGUGGAAACUCUUAUUAGACAGGAGGAAAAAGAGAACAGUAAUACUAUUACAAACACACAGUUAAAUAGUCAAAUAUCUCCGCAUCGACAGACCCCAGCUGAGUCUCCCUGCUCUGAGAAAGAGAGCAAAAUGGAGCUCGGCCCUCGUGAAGACAGGAGAGAUGACUUUUGCUCAUCCAUGCUCAUCUCCUGUAUAACAUCCACUUCUUCACUCCAAGAUGAAACACAGGAUUCCUUAAGAAGAGAAGUCUACAUAUUGCCCAACUCUCCGACCACCGGACCAAACCCGUCUGAGCAUUUUGAUCUUGACUCUCGGUCCCACACAAAUCCCAUAUCUCAUAACCUUAUGAGCCCAGUCGACCAAACACUCACCUCUGAGCAGACACGAUCUGAGAGUCCAUCUGAAUGGCAGCGAGAGAAGAUGCAGGCUGACGAGGCCUCAAACGGCUUUGACUUCUUGCACUGGAGCGCCCCUAAUGAACCUCUUUUUGAGGACAUGGAGGACAGAUCUGAGGAUGGGACAUCCAGAGGGGAUCUGGGCAUUGACAGUCCAGUGUCUUUUGUUUGGCAAGAGGGUAGUGACGAAGUGAACAAAGAGAGCAGAUUCGAUAUGGACUUUAUGGUGGCUAGUCGAGAGGACAGGCAAUUUGUGUGCCCUGUUACCCUCAGGAAAAUAAUGUCUGGACCCGUUCAAGCCCUGUUUGAUGAAGAAGACAAAGGUUUUGGAGCUCCCGAGGUGCUGUGCCGUCAGAGCCUGAGCCUGGUUUACAGUACCAUGGAUGAGAACUACCCAGAGGGCACUUUGCAGCUCUUGUCUGACCUGCUUCAGCCGAGUUACUAUCCCCCGAGAGAUAUCACCUCCCACCUGCUGCGCGGCAUUCUGCUCGACCCACAGUGUCCUUAUCACCUGUGCGUGCAGGCCUUUAAUCUGCUGAAGAGGACACAGAGACACCACAUGGCUGAUCAUACCACCGUUUCAUGGGACUGGGAGCUGCUGACCUCAGUCAUGGCCGAUCAGAAACAUCCAUGUGAGGUUGUGCGUAUGCUCCUGGACUAUAUUGUGCAAACCUUGGAGGAUGACUUCCAGGCCAAACGCUCCAUCUCGGCUCUCCACCACUCCAUUGCCAAAACAACAUUGUCAUGUGAUCAGCAGUUUCCUCGUGUCAGGGAGGUCAUCAAGUGGCUCUUUUCUGCCAUUAUGAAAUCAACAGAGCAUGGAGAGACCCCGGAAGCAGCCAGAGAGAGAGAUGAACUAAUCCGAAUGGUGUCCAUCUUCCAGAGGAUGCUGUCCUUGGCCCUUGAGGUGGACCGUUCUCCAGCUCUAAACUCUGCCAAGCUGUCCCAGGAGCUCUUCCAUAUGCUCAUCAGUAAUAUACCUCUGCGAGCUCAAAGGAUUUUGUUGCUGGAGAGCCUGCAGAGCAAGCUGCUGAGAUGUAAGCUGUUGGAACAUCUGUUGGACUAUGCAUGCCCACUGAAAACCCCUCUGCCCAUGUCGCUCAGUCUUCUGCUUCACUUUCUGAAGUACUGCACACUUGCACCAGACCCUUCGGACGGUACUGAACGGUGGCAACGGUGGGAAGAGUUGGUCCAUCUUCUCUGGAUGUUGCUGCUCAGCUACAACAAAGCAAUGAAAGGCUAUCUGUGCAACUCAGUCUCUGAACAAAGAGGACAUAUUGGCAACUUGGUUUACAAGCCAGAUGAUAUGAUAUUCAAGCCUGCCAUUUGUGAUGCUGUGGAGGCCUUCCUGUCCAGAUCCCGGGCGGACCUCGGCCAAGCCUUGCCUCUCCAUGUGGAAGAGUCCCUCACUUAUCUACAGGAUCACCUGAUAGAUGUGUGUCAGUGUUGAAUUUAAACAAUAUGUUGUUGUACUUUUUACUAAAUUAAUAUUUAUUUUUGUAUGACUUGUUCAAUUGUUUUAAUCUUAAUAAAGUUCAUGCCUUGCUGUGUUUUAUGAAUA
This is a messenger RNA of Pseudoliparis swirei, 2796 nucleotides long. RefSeq names its product SUMO interacting motifs containing 1 (gene simc1). NCBI's taxonomy places the organism in Eukaryota, Metazoa, Chordata, Actinopteri, Perciformes, Liparidae. The transcript is spliced from 11 exons. Bases 127 to 2685 code for a protein of 852 amino acids. The record is from RefSeq and is a predicted model, not a curated record.